GCAGGGCUGUCUCUAGGCCUGGGGUGUUCACCCUGCUUCCUGCGCCUGUUUCUGUAACUGGAGGAUGAACCAGUCUCAGAGGAUGGCACCUGUGGGCACAGACAAGGAGCUGAGUGACCUUCUGGACUUCAGCAUGGUCAUGGCCUAGUGGGCUGGAACAUGGCCAGCUUUGGGGUGUGCAGCUGAGUCCCAAAGGUUGACAGUCGCUCUCUACCUAGUGCCCUAAGCUGCUCGACUGUCUACACCUUCCUUCCAGGGGUUCUCCGGAGCACAUCAGCAAGCGGCCCAUGGCACAGAUCAGAAACUGAGGCCGAGAUGUUCCCACUGCCUGUGGCCAAUGGGAAGAGCCGGCCUGCCUCCCUGGCCGGAACCCAAUUUGGAGGUUCAGGUCUCGAGGACCGACCCAGCUCAGGCUCCUGGGCUGCCAGUGACCAGAAUAAUUCCUCCUUCGACCCCAGUCGGACCUACAGUGAAGGCACCCACUACAGCGAGUCCCACAGCAGCCUUCAGCCAUCCACAUUCCUGGGACCUGGGCUGGGAGGCAAGGGCAGUGAGCGAGGGGCCUAUGCUGCCUUCGGUCGAGACGGUGGUGGCGGCAGUGGAGGGCUGACUCAGGCUGGCUUCCUGCAGGGGGAGCUGGGCCUCAGCAGCCCUGGGCCCUUGUCCCCAUCUGGCGUCAAGAGUGGCUCCCAGUAUUACUCCUCAUACCCCAGCAACCCUCGGCGGAGAGCUGUGGACGGCAGCCUGGACACGCAACCUAAGAAGGUCCGGAAGGUUCCGCCCGGUCUUCCUUCCUCGGUGUACCCACUCAGCUCAGUUGAUGACUUCAGCAGGGAUGCCGCCGCCUACCCCUCUGCCAAGACCCCGGGCAGCACCUAUCCUGCCCCCUUCUAUGUGGCAGAUGGCAACAUGCACCCCUCACCUGAGCUCUGGAGUCCUCCUGGCCAAGCAGGCUUCGGGCCCAUGCUGGGCAGUGGCUCCGGGGGCCCUAGUGGCAGUGCCUUCGGCCUCCAGGAUCGCAUGGGUUACCAGCUUCAUGGAACCGAGGUGAACGGCUCACUCCCAGCUGUGCCUAGCUUCUCCACAGCCCCCGGCAGCUAUGGUGGCACCUCUGGCCACACACCACCUGUGAGCGGGGCAGACAGCCUCAUGGGCGCCCGUGGGACGUCAGCCAGCAGCUCAGGAGAUGCUCUUGGGAAGGCACUGGCCUCAAUCUACUCUCCAGAUCACUCCAGCAAUAAUUUCUCACCCAGCCCCUCGACGCCAGUGGGCUCCCCACAGGGCCUAGCAGGGACACCGCAGUGGCCCCGGGCAGGAGCACCCAGUGCCUCACCUCCUGGCUAUGAUGGCAGUCUCCAUGGCCUGCAGAGCAAGAUGGAGGACCACCUAGACGAGGCUAUCCAUGUCCUUCGCAGCCAUGCUGUGGGCACAGCCGGCGACAUUCAUGGACUUCUGCCUGGCCACGGGGCACUGGCUGCGGGUUUUACAGGCCCCAUGCCACUGGGCGGGCGGCACACAGGCCUGGUUGGGGGCAGCCACCCUGACGAUGGCCUUGCGGGUGGCCCCAGCUUGCUGCAGCACAACCACACUGCCCUCUCCAGCCAACCCAGCACCCUCCCGGACCUGUCGCAGAGGCCACCCGACUCCUACAGUGGUCUUGGGCGGGCUGGUGCCACAGCAGGUACCAACGAGAUCAAGCGAGAGGAGAAGGAAGACGAGGAGAACACCUCUGUGGGCGACAACUCUGAGGACAGGAAGGAGCUGAAGGCUGCUCGCACGCGGACCAGCCCGGCUGAGGACGAGGAGGACCUCCUCCCCCCAGAGCAGAAGGCCGAGCGCGAGAAGGAGCGCCGGGUGGCCAAUAACGCCCGUGAGCGGCUGCGGGUCCGCGACAUCAAUGAGGCCUUUAAGGAGCUGGGCCGCAUGUGCCAGCUGCACCUGAGCAGCGAGAAGCCGCAGACCAAACUGCUCAUCCUGCACCAGGCCGUGGCCGUCAUCCUCAGCCUGGAGCAGCAGGUGCGAGAGCGGAACCUGAACCCCAAGGCGGCCUGUCUGAAGCGACGAGAGGAGGAGAAGGUGUCAGGCGUGGUCGGAGACCCCCAGCUGACGCUCUCUGCCGCCCACCCGGGCCUGGGUGAGGCCCACAACCCGACAGGGCACCUGUGAAUCACUUGCUGGUGUCUCCGUGGGACCAGGGACUGCCGCACUCCGUGCCCUGAGAACACCCAAGAUGGUCUGUGAGGUGCCAGUAUGCAUCGUGACAUGGGCCAGCAGGUUUACACCUCACCACAGGCAGUGUCAAGCUGCUGCGAAGAAGCUCUGAGGGACAUGGGAUCUGGGGACACAGCCUGGGUUGCCUCGUGUCUCCACCCACCUGUGCUUCUCAGGGUACCAUGAGAUUGAACCCCCUGCCCAGCUGAGUUUUCUCCGCUUGGUUAAAGGAAACUGGAAAGCAAAAUAACAAAAUACCCACUUUUCAGAAAAGAAAAUGCCUUAACUCUAGAUCGUGGAAGUCUGGGAAGGAGGGGCGCUCACACAAGGGUGCCGCUCUGCACCUGGCUGCUUUGUCAAGAGCCACCGUCAAAUUGUGCCUAAGCAUUUUUUUUUUAAGGAGAAUAAAAAUGUUAGUUACAAGAUUUUUUUUUACUGUAGAUGAAAUUAGCAAGAAUGACACCUCUGAUGUCUUUUUUUUUUUUUAGCUUUCUUUUGCAUAUGUUUUGUAAGCAACAAGUUUUUGUAUAAAAAUUCUUGUGUCUCUUGCUCUUUGUAAAA
Molecule: messenger RNA, 2772 nt
Organism: Jaculus jaculus (lesser Egyptian jerboa)
Lineage: Eukaryota; Metazoa; Chordata; Mammalia; Rodentia; Dipodidae
Gene: Tcf3
Product: transcription factor 3
Exons: 19
Coding region: 316-2166 (616 amino acids)
Biological process (GO): regulation of transcription by RNA polymerase II; immunoglobulin V(D)J recombination
Cellular component (GO): transcription regulator complex
Molecular function (GO): DNA-binding transcription factor activity, RNA polymerase II-specific; protein dimerization activity; RNA polymerase II cis-regulatory region sequence-specific DNA binding
Source: RefSeq, a predicted model, not a curated record